CAAGACUUUGAUUUGUUUUCAGUUGCAAAAUGUUCUGUUAUGAUGUGUACUUGGUUUCUUGUUUCACUGCAGGGGCAGUGGCCUUUACUCCAGAAGUGAUCACCUGGUACAUGCCCAAGCACAUAGACCCACUUUUCUCCUCUGAUGCCUUCACCAUGUUGGAGGUGUACAUGGGAAUUGAUGCUAAGAGGCUGGACACUGAGGAAAUGGCUGCCAGAAACUACUCGGUUUUAGUCACAGAGGCUCAUAUUAUUGUUGAAAUUCCGGUGGGGGCGGUUGGCGGCUAUUUCAAGAGCCAUAUUCAGGAUGACCAGUACUUUGUCACUUACACCAUUGAGCCCAUGCUUGAGUUGCUGUGGAUCGAGGAGGUCGCACACGAGGACACACGCUACAAAGUCCUCUUCCCUAUCACAACACCUCCGAUGGCCAGGCCUCCACAAGUUCGCAACUACACGCCCUUAGACACAGUUCCUGAGCAUGCAGUGUUUGUGCUUGAGUUGGGAACCUUCAACCUUGAUGUGGAGCUGCUGAACAUCACCUUUCCCACCAUGGUGCUAACUGUUGCAGAGUGCAACGCCAGAGGCUUCAAUGUUCAGGAGCAGAGAUCCCUGGACAACACCUUGAAGAGCUUCAGGAUGGAGGUGCCCUUCUCAGACCCGGUGGUCUUUAAGGAGAGAAGGGCGGAACAAGUUGUCACAACCUUCACUCUUCAGCUGAUCUACGGCCUGGUCGUCUUUCCAGAGUACGCUCCUUUCGCUCACUCUGCCGUUGUGGACGCUGUACUGCUGGACAUUGUGCCACCCUCAGUCACUGGCAACUGUGAUCAGGAGAACUUUCACAUCACUGUGGACUACAGGAACCAAGAUCCCUUUUUCGUGGUCUUGGUUGGCAAGAGGCUGCUUAACCAUGAGCUUGCGCAACAGUAUUUGACAGAGGGUGACACAGACUUCACCAUCACGUUGCCCUUCUCUUCGCCGGACGCAGUGUUUGAGUCGGUUCACCCGUCCUCUGUCAGGAGCAGACUGGAUGUGGCUCUGUUGAAUCCUUACAACAACAUGACCAUCAAACACUUUUCCCUGGCUUGCAGCUUCCUCAAAACGCUGACUGAGUGUUUCUCUAACGGAACGAUGACUGCGCUGGCGGUCAAGGUGGAGUCUGCUCCCAGUCUGAACCCCGGUCAGCUGACCCUGAGCGACCCCGCCUGUGGUCCCACCUACAGCGACGAUCGCUUCGCCUACUUCCACUUCACUGUCAACUCCUGUGGCACCACCAGGAAGUUUAUCAACAAUGUCAUGCUGUAUGAGAACGAAAUCUCCUUGCCAGAUGAACUUGAGCUGAAGCUGAAUGGCACGACGUCUUCAGAGGAGGAAUAUCAGUUAAAGGUUUCCUGCUACUAUGUGGUCAACAUCACUCGCACAUUGGUCUUCCUCACCAGGCCGCGUGACAACGAGCCUUUUGCCGAGACUGGGACUGGUCGACUAAUGGUCAGAAUGAGACUCGCUCAGGACGCCUCGUAUAACACGUUCCACCAGGAGGAGGACUAUCCAGUGGUGAGGUACCUGAGACAGCCUCUGCACUUUGAGGUGGAGCUGACCAGGUCCUCUGACCCCAAGAUAGCGCUGGUGCUUGACCACUGCUGGGCCACCCCCAAUGAGGACCGUGACUCCCGACCCCGGUGGAAUCUCAUCAUUAAUGGUUGUGAGAACCCGGAGGAUCCGUACCGUGUAGUCUUCCACCCGGUGGUAGCUGACGCCAGGGUCCACUUCCCCCCUCACGUCAAACGCUUUGAGGUCUAUAUGUUUUCCUUCGUCGAGGAUGCGGUUGAGCCGAGUGGCCAGGUCUUCGUCCAUUGUGAUGUGGUCAUCUGUGACGCCAGUAGUCCCUCUGGCGGCCCCUGUAGUGGACAAUGUGUGAAUCAGGACAACUUGAAAAGAGGUCAACGACAUGUCAAAGACCUCUUUGAGGAGCCUCAUUUCUAUGUUUCUUCUGGAUACAUUCUUUGGGUGUAAUGUCUUGUUCUAACAUGUCAAAUAAAGUGUUCUAUAUAACAA
This is a messenger RNA of Salvelinus fontinalis (brook trout), 2051 nucleotides long. Its product is annotated as zona pellucida sperm-binding protein 4-like. Bases 30 to 2009 code for a protein of 659 amino acids. Lineage: Eukaryota; Metazoa; Chordata; Actinopteri; Salmoniformes; Salmonidae. The record is from RefSeq and is a predicted model, not a curated record. The transcript has 13 exons.